CCCAGUGUGCAAUGGUCAUUUUCAACCUGAGCAGUUAUAACCCAGGACCCUUCAUCCUAGUGGGCAUCCCAGGCCUGGAGAAAUUCCAUAUGUGGAUUGGGAUUCCUUUCUGUGCCAUCUACUUUGUGGCUGUGGCUGGAAACUGCAUCCUUCUCUACCUCAUUGCAGUGGAGCGCAGCCUUCAUGAACCUAUGUUCUUCUUUCUCUCCAUGCUAGCCAUGACUGACUUAAUCUUGUCCACAGCUGCUGUGCCUAAAGCACUCAGUAUCUUUUGGCUUGGGGCUCAUGAAAUUACCUUCCCAGGAUGCCUUACACAAAUGUUCUUCCAUCACUACAGCUUUGUCCUGGAUUCAGCCAUCUUGAUGGCCAUGGCGUUUGACCGCUAUGUGGCCAUCUGCUCCCCCUUGAGGUACACCACCAUCUUGACCUCAAAGACCAUCUUGAAAAUUGUUGUAGGCAUCUCUUUCAGAAGCUUCUGCAUCAUUUUGCCAGUUGUGUUCUUGCUAACACGCCUACCUUUCUGCCAGACACGCAUCCUUCCCCACACAUACUGUAAGCAUAUAGGUGUUGCUCGGCUUGCCUGUGCUGAUAUCUCCAUCAACAUCUGGUAUGGCUUUUGUGUUCCUAUCAUGACAGUCAUCUCAGAUGUAAUUCUAAUUGGCGUCUCCUACACCCUCAUCCUCUGUGCUGUCUUUCGUCUCCCCUCUCGAGAUGCCCGCCAGAAGGCCCUUGGCACUUGUGGUUCUCAUGUCUGUGUCAUCCUCAUGUUUUAUACACCUGCCUUCUUCUCCAUCCUUGCCCAUCGCUUUGGACACAAUGUCUCCCGCACAUUCCACAUCACGUUUGCCAAUCUCUACAUUGUUAUUCCACCUGCCCUCAAUCCUAUUGUUUAUGGGGUAAAGACCAAGCAGAUCAGAGAUAAGGUCAUACUCCUCUUUUCUACCAAGGCUACAGAAUGA
Molecule: messenger RNA, 959 nt
Organism: Orycteropus afer afer
Lineage: Eukaryota; Metazoa; Chordata; Mammalia; Tubulidentata; Orycteropodidae
Product: olfactory receptor 52H1
Biological process (GO): G protein-coupled receptor signaling pathway
Cellular component (GO): membrane
Molecular function (GO): G protein-coupled receptor activity; olfactory receptor activity
Source: RefSeq, a predicted model, not a curated record